Drosophila suzukii is the source of this 1050-nucleotide messenger RNA. RefSeq lists its product as uncharacterized. NCBI's taxonomy places the organism in Eukaryota, Metazoa, Arthropoda, Insecta, Diptera, Drosophilidae. The record is from RefSeq and is a predicted model, not a curated record.
CUGAACAGUUCACAUCAAUUUAUUCUAAACUUGCUUUGUAAAAUAUUAAAAAUUGGUUGUGCUACUUUACACCAACAAAAAACCCAACAUUUAAAGAAGUGGUAAUUUUUCGAAAGACAAGAUGCUCUUAGUGCAAGUAUUACCAAGUUUUGAAAAUAGUCGAGAUGAGCGUUUGGACCAGCCAAUCUUGUUUGAGAUCGAGGAUAACGCAAACAUUCUGCAUCUGUGCCAAAAGCUGGAGCCUAUAACGGCGAUACCCCUGUACGAGAUUAAAAUCGAAAAAUUAGGCAAGGGAAUAGACAAUAACGAAUUGAUUUCUGAUGUUUUGGAUGUGGGGACUUCUGAAGAUUUGGGAACGGACGCUGAACUCUCUGUCCUACACGGCAGCUCAUUUGUGGCGAAGAUAAAAUUCUACAAACAAGCACAUAAAAACGGAGAACCGCUCAGCCACGAAUACUACGGGCUUCCGCAAGAGAUGAUCAAGCGCAAUGGUACUCUUCUCACAGGACGAUCGGCUCAAGUCGCGGAUCCUGAGCCGAUCUCUAGCUUUGAAGAGGAGGAGCCGACCUGUUGCGAGAUCAGAUCAGCGAAUUUGCUAUAAAGAAGUGUAAUUGUAACUGCUUAGCUUAAAAAACCCCUUGCCUCUCCUGCUUUUCCUGAUGGUGCUCCCAGCUGUAACGUAGUCAAAUCGAUGUCGUUAAUGUAGCCAAAGAUCUACUCCAGAUGGUUCCAGUUGGAUAUCAUGUUCCGCUCGAAAGGGCUUUUCGUUGGAAUUUCGUUGCCCACCUGGACUUCGGCCGGUGACUUCACAGCCGCUCCAGCCCACGACCCACUCAUUGUCGAUCACCAGAAUGCAGCUUAACUCGUGAGUUUUCAUAAAAAAAGAAGCCAAUCUGAUGAUGUAGAACGCCAUGACUUUCUAUUUGUUCGAAAUUGUUUGUGUCCUGUCUAUGUUAGUUUCCGUACGGCUUUCGGAACAGUUCAGAUCAAUUUUUUCUGAACCUGCUUUGUAAAAUAUUAAAAAUUUUUAAGUGCUUCUUCACACCAACA